UCAAGAAAGGGAAAGCUGCCGGCUCUAAGCAGCUGCUCCAAUGUUUUCCUUCUUUGCGACGGGCCCAAGUGGCAGUGGGGCCCGCUGGACGCGUUUGUAACUGAGCAGCGUUGAGAGGUAAUUGCCAACUGCCGCAAGAGGCCGGGGGGCAGCUACGGGAUCCCCUACAUGCCAGCUGAGGUGAUUCUAGCCUGGCGCUAGCUGGAGAUGGACGGUCAAACAGGUGGAGCUGUGAUCACCCUCGACCAGAAGGAUCCGGAGAAGCAGGACGUGGCCGAGCAGCAGGAGGGAGCCGUAUCCAUCCAGGACAUGGAGCUGAAGGAGGAGUGGCAAGACGAGGAGUUCCCGGGGCCUCUCCCAGAGGAGGUCUCUGAGGAGGACCUUGAAGACUCCGGCGGGGAGCCCAGCCCAGUCGCACCCAACACCCUGGAGCUGUGUGGGAAGCGGCAUAUGAAGAAGCGGCUGCCGGCGCCGGAUCUCAGCCUGUCUUUGGACCGGGCCGAGGGCUCGGUGCUGUCGGGCGACUACCCGGACCGCACGCCGGACGGCAGCCUGGACAUCAAUGUGGACGAGCUGGAGACGCCGUCCGAGAGCGAGCUGCUGGAUGGGCCUGAGGGCGGCCAUGACUUCGACUGGGAAGAUGAACUGCCCAGGGCCCGGCGCCUGGACAGCAGUCUGCUCGAGGAGAAACUCAGUGAGGGGCGCAUGGUGGACGUUGAGGACAAGGACGGACGGAAGUGGAGGAUUUUCCUGACGGACGAGCAGGAGCAGAAAGUGGAUCUGAGCAUCGUCGAGCCCUACAAGAGGGUCAUCUCCCAUGGAGGGUACUACGGGGAAGGCCUCAACGCCAUCAUCCUCUUUGCCUCCUGCUACCUGCCCCACAGCAGCAUCCCUGACUAUCCGUACGUGAUGGAGCACCUGUUCAGGUACAUCAUCGGGACCCUGGAGGUGAUGGUGGCAGAAAGCUACAUACUGGUGUGUCUGAAUGGUGCCACUCUCCGCAGCCAGAUCCCGUCCUUCGGCUGGAUAAAGCAAUGCUACCGGACCAUCGACCGGCGGCUCCGGAAGAACCUGAAGGCCAUGAUUAUUGUCCAUCCCACCUGGUACGUCAAGGCGCUGAUGACCGUUAUCCGCCCCUUCCUCAGAAUGCACCAACCACUGGCAGAGCUGCCAACUCUCUCCAUGUUUGAUGUUUGUCUUAAAGCCCCUGCUCCCGGAGUUAGCUCCAAGUUUGGCAGGAAAGUGCAGUUCGUGGACAGCCUGUGGGAGCUGUCGCAACAGAUUCCUCUUGAGCAAGUGCACAUCCCCGACUGCAUCCGACAGCUGGAUCAGAGCUGGAACAGCUCCAGGGACACACAGCGGUGAUGCCAGCGGGAGGCUGCACAGCAGCAGACCCCAGCGCUAGUAGGGGCAGUCACGCUGCAUAGCUCUGUAACCGUGUUACUUCUUCCCACCAGUGUUCCUUUAAAGGAGAAACCGAAGCGACCGGGUUUGGGAAAGGCGCUUGCCGCCGGGGCUUUGUAAAUAGGUCCAGCUUAAAUGGAUGCAUUGGUUUAAACACUGGGGGGGGGCUUCUCAGAUUAGGUCGGCUUAAAUGGAGGACUUGGCUUACACAGGUUUUUAUGUGAGUGCUGUUACAGUUAGAAACGGAGCAUAUGCGUUCUUGGGCUCAGUCCAGGGGUUCUCUGGCCUGUGAGACAGGAGGUCAAACCACAUAAUCUAACCGUCCCUUUCGGUCUUGCAAUCCCUCGACUACACAGCAACUGGAUAGUUCCGCAGCCUGAGCCCGCUGACCCAGACCAGCUGCAGGGUUUUUAAUCGCAAUGUAGACGUACUCCUGUGGACCUAAAACCAGAGUGGCUGUCGGUCUCACUCGGACUGAUCCCAGUUGGCUUUAUGGAUGGAAACAAGUUUUUUCACCUGCACAGCUGCUACAGCUACAGGAGAGGGAGUCAUUUCGCCGUAGCGCAGCGCUGGCCAAGGAAGCAGGAGUUCCUGUGAGCCCCGAAGAGCUGAUCCAGCUCUUGAAGAAGGCGCUGGGUUCCGUUCUGCCUCCUGCAUCCUUGGCGGAACCAGCUCCAGCUGCAGCAUUUUGUUCCCAAGAGGCAGAUAAUGCCCAGGGCCUGGCAGCUGGAAAAGUGAUGCUCCGACCAGCUCCAGGUUAGCCUGGAAGGGAGAGGGGAGAACAGGGACCCGGUGGGGAAAGUAGUGCAGCAGCGUUAGCUUUGUUAAUUCCUGGCACCUUUCAAGGGAAGUGUCUCUGUUUGCAAAGGGCACCGAAGCAGCCAGGACCCAGGUGUCUGGAAAUACCAUGCCCAGGGUCAAAAGACUUCACUCUGCAUCCUGCCAGAGCUCCCCCUAGGCAGUGAUGGGACGCUGCAAGCUGGGGAGUGGGGCAAGGGCAAAUGUAUUUCACAAAGAGUGUUUUUCUCCCAAGUGUUUAUUGUCCGAAGUCUGACGCAGGAAACUAACCAGGUCUCCCAACACCCAGCCCCAUUAUAACCUUGCAUUUAGCUUUCCCAGACUACGCUUCCAUGCUGUUUGUCUCUCUCCGCUGCCCAGGCAUGCAUCAUUAGUCCUUGAUUAGUGUGAGAUCUCUCGGGUGUGUGUCCUCAGCCCCGCAUAUCAUUGCUCCCCACCCUGCAUGCACGGGGGCGAGGAAGCUGCCAGAAUUAAUCCUUUGUUACUCAGACAUUUUUAAGCAACAAAUGGCCCGCCACAUUACCAACAAACCCCCAGGCUGUUAAAGCUGCAGAAAGUUUUCAGAGCUAAGAGGGAGAUCUUCCAAGGCACAGCUGGCUAUGCGCUCCCCGGUGCCACUGACUUUCAGUGGGUGCCCAACAGCCCUGGGUGGCUUUGGCACGUCAUCCCCAAAGUCACUUUUCAACCCUUGGCUGUUCACUUUUGUUUUGCCUUUCACUUCGAUUGAUGGUGCUGUGUUUGGGUUCCCAGUACUGCAAGGGGGUCGAAUUUUCACAAGUACCUCAGGGACUUACAUGCAUUUUCAAGUCCAGAGCCUCGAAGGUGCUUAGGUGCCUAACUCCCACGCAUGUCACUGGGAGUUGGGCACCUAAAUAUGUCUCAGAUGCUGGGCCUUCGGAGCCUAGAUCUCACUGAAAGGCGAUGGGACUUGGGCACCUGUCACUUAAAUGCUUUUGAAAAUUUUACCGCAAGUCCCAUUUUCAAAAGUGACUUAGGCAAAAUUUUCAAAAGGGUCUAGUGAUUUUAGGGUCUGAUUUGAGGGGGCCUGACUUUCUGAGGGAGGGUGCUCAGCACUUUAUGAAAAGGAGGGACCUUUAAAGUAUCACAAGCUGUAGUUCCCCCUUCACCCCCCCCCGCCCCGCCCCAACAACGAGGCACCCAAAAUCGCCACUCACAUUUCAAAAUCCCAGCCUAAGUCUCAGGUAAAGUCCAUGAGAUUUAGGCUCCUAAGUGCCUUAGUCUCUUUUGAAAAUGGGAUUUGAGGGCCAGAUUUUUAACGGUACUUACGAGCCGAAAGGCGCACAGAGGUGCUAUGGGGAGGUCCAAAAGUGCCUAAUUCCCAUUGGUGUGGAGUUGAGACACCUAGGUGCUUCUGAAACUCCCACAAGGUUCCCUGUCUGCACCUUUAGACAGCUAAAUACUUUU
Messenger RNA from Chelonia mydas (Green sea turtle), 3627 nucleotides. It is a transcript of the gene BNIPL, whose product is annotated as BCL2 interacting protein like. The record is from RefSeq and is a predicted model, not a curated record. The coding region runs from base 208 to 1365 and encodes 385 amino acids. NCBI's taxonomy places the organism in Eukaryota, Metazoa, Chordata, Testudines, Cheloniidae. Gene Ontology annotation, biological process: apoptotic process. The transcript has 11 exons. Gene Ontology annotation, cellular component: cytoplasm.